UUUAACACCAGGCAUCAGUAAGGCGCCAACCGUGUUUAAGAAAUCAUGAGAUAACGUUUUUACGAAAUUUAUUAUUUAUCGCAGUAACGUUAAUUCUGAUUUUUUAUUUUAUUACAAAUCUAUUUAUUUUAUUUUUUUUUUUAAAGUAGUGACGUUAGUUCUAAUUACUUCAACAAAAUUCUAUAUUCAAAGAAUCAAUUAGUUUUUUUUUAUCUACUAAUUUCGCCCUGAGCGAUAGAAGAAAAUUACAAAAUGAGACUGUAAUUUCAAAUAUAAAACUCGUCAUUCGGUUAAUUGAAUUACUACGAACAGAAGCAUUCAAAUAAUUUUGAGGUGCGUUGGUAAAAAUUAAAAAGUGCGUAAAAUAAUUUAAAAAGUGUUAUUUUAAUGUAUACCAGCUGGUAUAUAUUUAAGUAAAUAGUAGAUAUUUUAAAUAAAUAAUAAAAAUGACGAGCCCACUAGAAACAUGGAACAAUUCACUGCCAACAUGGGAUUUAAACACGACGAUGACAACAUUUACCGAUGUCAUGUCCUCACAAAAACGUUUAACUUCUGUUCAAUUAAUUAUUUUAACUCUUGUGUUUAUGUUGGGUAUUGCCGGCAAUAUAUCUGCUCUGAUUAUACUUUUUUAUAAGGACAAGAGACGAAAUCAUAAGCAUUUGCUGAUGCUGCGAUGCCUGGCAGUAAAUGAUUUAGUCGCUCUUUUGGGGCAACUGAUUCAAAUGUAUGUGGCAACUUUUGCAUCUUCAAUAGCAACACAACAAUAUUUUUGUGCAUUGAGAAUACUUUGGCGUACAUUUGGUCUUUUUAGCGGGGGUGUUGCUAUCGUCAUGGCUGUUGAAAGAUGGCUCGCUUUAACUCGUCCGUUUGUUUAUCAGAAGCACGUGACGUAUCCAAGGAUUGUGCAGUUUAUGAUAAUAUUUUGGAUCGCUGCUUUAACAUUAACGAGUCUGCCAUUAUUUGGGUUUGGACUAUGGUAUGAUAAUGGACAGUGUGCUCGUUAUCGCGAGGCCAAACAGCCAGUAGAUAUUGCCUAUGCGUAUCUAUCAUUCUUUUUUGGAACCGUAUUAUGCUUAUCGAUUGUUUGGUUCAACUUGGCGGUGUCAAGAGUCCUGGGUAAAUUCAGUCAGAAAAAUAAAUUAUUGCGAAGAUGCUCGCGAGCGGCGUCACACAAUAAAGCCUUCGCGUCUUCGAAAACAUUUACGUUGGGAGAAAUUGGAACGACUAGUGAAGAACGAGCAUUUGCUAAAUUGAUGGCUGUACUUUCAACGUCAUUUGUUCUUUGCUGGAUGCCUCAUAUGAUUACUAUACCUGUGGCUCAAUAUUAUUUGAGUUUAAAAGAGACAACAGAUUUCAUUAAAAAAAGUGUUAAAGUAUUUUUUCAAACGGCUGAUGUACUACUCGGGGUCCAUUUUACUCUGGACCCAUAUUUUUAUGUCUUACUACGGGUACCGAGAAAUAAAUUUUCAUUGUUGAAACACUUGUGCCAUAUUUGCUGGCCAGCACGAAGCCGUUCAAGUUCUUCGAGUGAUCAUCAUGAUCACGGGGAGGGUCCUCCGACGCCAAUUACCGAAGUACCGCUCACUUCAAUUAUCGCCGAACAUCAAGAUUUACUUCUCUGUGAUAAAGUGACGCUGUAGGUUUCAAUUUAUUUAUUUAUUAUUAAAUCGACGGUAAUUUUUUUUUUUAUUAUUAAAGAGACUCGAAAUUUGUUUCUUACGAAUGAUCUUUAGGCUGUUAAUUUAUCGGCACUAUUAUUUUAAAUAUUAACUAAAAUAAUUUAUUUAUUAAGACUGAGGCAAAAUGAGAGAUUUUAAAAUAAUCUACUGCUGAUUUGUGAUUUUAAUCGUUAAUUAAUUUUAGUUAAAAUUUAAAAUGUUUAGUUUUUUUUUAAUAAAAAUUAUUGUCUCUUCGAUCUAUUCUACAUAAAUAUCAGGAGUUAUUUAACUUUUUCUACUGUAUACUUUAAUUUUUAAGUAUCUAUUAAAGGUCAGUGUUCCUCUAAGUGCUAAUCUAGUCAUAAAA
Messenger RNA from Microplitis mediator, 2025 nucleotides. RefSeq names its product prostaglandin E2 receptor EP2 subtype. NCBI's taxonomy places the organism in Eukaryota, Metazoa, Arthropoda, Insecta, Hymenoptera, Braconidae. The record is from RefSeq and is a predicted model, not a curated record. The coding region runs from base 447 to 1640 and encodes 397 amino acids. The transcript is spliced from 6 exons. Gene Ontology annotation, biological process: inflammatory response; positive regulation of cytosolic calcium ion concentration; adenylate cyclase-activating G protein-coupled receptor signaling pathway. Gene Ontology annotation, cellular component: plasma membrane. Gene Ontology annotation, molecular function: G protein-coupled receptor activity.